AUGUCCAACCAUAAAGAUAUUAAUGACACCCGCUGCAAUGUGUGUGGACUGAUCCGUCCGUGUCCGUGUGACGCGGAAAAAUCGAUACAUGAUAUCGGAAACAGGGACAAGGGAGUUGAUCAACCCAUCAUUAUUAUCAACCACAGAAGAAUGUCUAAAAGAAGGCACUCAUAUCCUGCACCAGGUAAGAUUCAAUUGAAAGAAAAAAAAGUAAACCACGAUUGUAUUGGCUCUUCUUUAUUGCCCUGUCUCAGAUUGCUUUAGAAAACCCACGGCGUUAUUUCAGCCAGUCCGGAUGCAAAAUUAACAACUUUGACGAGGUCAUUUAUAUAGCAGUUACAAGCACUUGAGAUUUUGAAACCCAUUUAUUUCAGCUGUUAAAGCUGUGAUUUAGGUCAGUGCGAAGUUAGCGAGUUGCAAAAAACUGAGCACUAGCCAACAAGUUGGGCCAAUCUUACCCGUCAAAUAGCCCGGAUAGCCAAUCAGAUGACACGAUUCACUUCAUCUUUCCCGCUCACAGACUUAGCCAUAUGAUAACUUGGCUUUUCUAAUUUUCAGGUUUGCACAGCCAUAACGAGGCGGGAGAGGCGCGGGGCCGCCCCUCAAAAGACCAGCAAUCAACCGUCGAGACCUUAACAAGGCAUGCUGACCUUCAAAGGACAUUGGCCGCGACACAGAAAAGCGGGAAAGCCUUGACGUUUCUCAAAGACAUAUUCGCUGCCAAUCCAGAUAACAAAAUGGCUCUGAAACUAUUCGGAAAUAAGGCAGCAGUUCUUAUAGAGCAACGUCGACAAGCGCGGAAGGGCAAAGGCGUCAUUCACCCCUUCAGCACAUUUCGCUGGUAUUGGGACAUCUUACUGAUUAUGUUUAUUUCUAUGCAUGUUAUUCUUCUACCUGUUAGUAUCGCUUUCCUAAGCGACGAUCUCUCGCUACAUUGGCUCAUCCUCAACGGUAUCUCUGAUUGCAUUUUCCUCAUAGACAUUUUUUUAAAUUUUGAAACUGGUUUUAUUGAUCCCAACAAUAAUGAUGAAGUUAUUUUAGACAAAAAGAUUAUUCGCCGGAAGUACGUGCGUAGUUGGUUUGUCAUCGAUCUGGUUUCGUCACUUCCUUUUGACUACGCCUACUUUAUAGCUUCAUCCUCGUCCACACAGCAAACGCUGAUUAAGGCAUCGCGGGCUCUUCGUAUCCUCAAACUUGCUAAGUUGUUGAGUCUUCUCCGACUUCUUCGAGUCUCAAGAUUAGUGCGAUACAUCAAGAGAUUUGAGGAGGUAUGUCUGUGUUAGCAUGGGGAAUAAGUACUAGUUUAUGAGGGACACAUCAUCUUACAUACAUGUAUCAUUCGCGCGUUCGUGUCAAAAUCUGGAAUGAGAUAUCAAGAGAAUAUCUAAUUUUGUCAGAGAAAUCCUUCAAAAAAAAUCAAAAUGGGCUCUUCUCAACAGGCUAAGGACUAAAGAUUCUUAUAUGGAGCCUGAUGGGAUAAUACUAAAUUUCAAACACGGCAAAAUUGAAACAAAUUGAACCAGUCCUACAAUAUCUUUCGUACACUUAGAAACGCAAGGACUUUUUCUCCUUUACAAUGAGCAUCUAUCAUUUUCCCUUUUUUCUUUUCUUGAUUAUUUUUUAAUGUCUUUUUACGUGUUAUUUCUUCAUUUAUGUGUUAUUUCCAGUGUAAUCAGAUUUAAACAAGUUAAAUUUACUGUAGUUAAGAAAAAAAAUUGACCCGCCUCGAUUAGCAUCUGAUAUCUGCGGGUCAAAGGAAUAUCUGGUACAUAUAUAUAUAUAUAUAUAUAUAUAAAAUAUUCGUAAGUAUAUAUUAAUAUCUUUAUAUAUAUAUAUAUGAGAUCUUGAGGAUGGAAGGGUUUAGAGUGUGGGAGAAAACAAAAUGAGUCCCCGCAUGAAUGAAACCGCAGACUUUCGGAAUUUGCAGUCCGAUCCUCAACUAUUGGCGUAUUUAGUUAUUGUCAUACGCAAUUUGUCAUCUGCUAGUUUCAAAUGUGACAAAUGCACUGCAUACGGCCGGGAUUAGUGAUGUCGAAUCUAUCGAGUGUUUAAAUAGAGUAUAAGAGUAAAUUUUGAGCUCAGAUGUCGAAAAAAUAACACUAUGCAUAAAAACAAUCUUAUCAUAGUUAAACUCAGAUCUACAGAGAGGACUAUGCAUCAUUGAGCACAUAACACACUGACUGGGCCAGACUUGGUCCGAUUUUCCUUGGCAAUAGAGUGCAUUCUAAGAGCGUUAGAACAUUCGGAGAACUCACGCGACUACUUCCCGAUGGUUAAUCCAUUGUAAGUUACUCCCCCCCUGAAAGUUAGCCGAUAGUUGACGAAGAAAAAUUAGACACUGCAUGAACGAUGAUUGCUUAGUCUACGAAGAAUAACUUUUAAAAAUAUGACAUCGAGUCAUGAAAUUUAUCUGACGAUUCACCAGACUAAACGAUAUUAUUGCAAAGCUUACGUUUCCAAGCAAACGCCUUAUCUCAUACCCUUGCUACUGCUUUUGCAUUUGUCAUAGCUGUUAUUUCAAUUCGAUGUUGCAGUUGCUGAACAUAUCUAGUGGUCAGAUUCGUAUCUUGAAGCUGAUUGGCUCCAUGCUGUUGUUGUCUCAUUGGAAUGGCUGUGUCCAGUUUCUUGUCCCGUAUCUGCUGGAAUUCCCAGAAAACAGCUGGGUCGUCAUCAAUGGAUUAGAGGUUGUCACGAUGUUAGGGCUGUGUGUCAAAUAACGUGUGGUUGUAAAAGAACCAAAUCAUCGCCUUCAACGAUGCUCGGAAAUAGGACAAUUUUUAACAGUGGUGGGGGCAAAGGCACGGUCUCUGGGGGAGGUGGGAGGGGAAGGGAGGAUAGGUACUUUUGUUACUUGACUGACGCCGAAUUGCUGGGCGGUGUCGGACGACUUCCACCAAUAAACAAUCCCUGGAUCCUGUCCUGUUUCAUUUGAAUGUCUUAGGAAAUCUGAGAGUGCAUUGGUUUUUCUUUAGAGACCAGUCAUAAAUUACGUUCUCUACCAUAUGACACUAAAGCUGCAGAAGAGACGCACCGUUUUUUUCCUUAUCCCAGAAGACUGGAAUGUCUGACCAAAACAUUGGCAGAUAUACUUUCUCUGGAAAGACGCUCCCUCAUUUAUGUGAGGACCCUGUGUUUCAGUGCACCCUCAACCUCCCGCGGGGAGUAGUCCGGUGCACUGGAAAUUGAACUUGAUGGAUGGCGAUAACAUAUGUCUUGUUGUGUCUUCUAAUUCAGGACCAGCCCCCAGCCAUGCAGUACAGCUGGGCGCUAUUCAAAGCCAUGUCCCAUAUGCUGUGUAUUGGCUACGGACGGUAUCCACCUCAGGCCAUCACUGAAUUGUGGAUCACGCUGUGCAGUAUGACCAUAGGCGCGACCUUUUAUGCAGUCUUCAUCGGCAUCAUGUCUAGUUUAAUAAUGUCUAUUGAUUCGUCAGGACGGCUUUACAACGAAAAGGUAAGCAGGAGAUGGGAGAGCAGUAGCACCCAUGGCAAUGAUAACGAGAAGCUUCGACGAUAUUAGCGCAUGCAAAUCUUUAUAAAACGAAAGCUUUGUAAAAUCUCUUUUAUCUAAUUUAUAAAAUAAUCAAAAACCAACUGCCAUGAUAAUAAGAACUGUCUCACCAUUUCUGCGAGGAUCUAGCUUCUACAGAAUGCUACAAAAUGCUACAGUGCUACCAGGGCUGAAGGUCGGCCAUACCUCUUGUUUUUUUGAGUCAAAAGCACUAGCCACAAUACCACCGCUCAAAUGCAGAGAGAGAAAAUAAAAAUUGAAGCUUAUAUGACAGGGAAGAAAGACGGGAGGGGAGGGGAGAGUUAUGGGGCACGUUUAGAAACAUAUCAUAAAGUAUUGUUACUGCUUCACCUUACAGCUGGUUUAGAAACAUUUCUGUUAUCACUGAGUUUUCUUAGUCCUCUGCCUUACAUUUGAAAAAAAUGUUUUAAAAAGCGACUAUUGGGCAUUUCAGUUGAGUCAAGUGAAGGAGUAUAUGCGAUACCGGAAACUGCCACUGCGCAUUCGUCUUAAAGUGGAGGACUAUUAUGAACAUCGUUUCCACCACAAACUAUUUGAUGAGGAUAUUAUACUCAGUGAACUCUCCAAAGCACUGAGAGUGGUAAAUAUUCACUGAUUGUUCACCUAAAAUUGCCUGACGAACCUAAUAAGACCAACAUGAAUGGCAAAAGCAAUUGGCACGCCUUCCCUUAGAGGUGAUCGAUAAAUAUUGACUCCACAUAACAAAGUUCCCCCCUCCCCCUAAACAAUGAUGACCGGUGGUGACCAAUUUUUUAACACCAGUACAAGCACCAGGCAACAAUGAAUGGGGGGGGGGGAGGGAGGGAGAGAGAGAGUCAUAGAAAGUUAUGAAAAAAAAAUCAAAAAGUAGAAAAGCGUGCUAAGACUUUUGCCACUCAUUGUAGUUAACCCUUUAACUCCCAUAAGUGAUAAACAUGUAACUUCUCCUUAUAACAUCCACACAUCAUCCAGCCAACAUGUAAUGAGAAUACUCAAACUUAUCAGGUAGAAGUUAGUAGUCUUGAUCUAACACCAAAUUCUUACAAUUUAUUUACAAGGAAAUGUGUAGCAAUCAGAGGGAAGAGUUAAAUAUUAUUAUUAUAUAUAUAGGUAUUUUCGAUCGGUGAAGUAGUACCCAUCCCAUAGGGGAAUUUUUCAUGGUCAUUGAAAAGCAGUGUAACAAUAUAAUAAAUGUUAACUUUACAAAGGUAAUUAUUAGUUUCUAAAGAAACUGUUGUGUUAGGCGGGCAUUUCAAAUACUUCUGUCACUAGGCUUAACUAGGUGUAGCUUUUAUUUGAUCCUUUCCCUGCCCGUUUAGUUAAAUAUCAAUUACUGUCCUCUUUAUAGGUGAGAGAACUUUCCAAUAUCAUUUUGCUUCCGGAGUUAGAGGUGUCUUGGUAAACUAUCCAUUAAGACGGCGUUAUAAUUCCAAGAAUGGCAUUUUGCCUUUUCUUCUAUGGAUUAUUAUGAGGCAUUCAAUUAUCAAGAUAUAUAAUAAGCAGAAUUAGGCACGCAUUUUGAUUGAUUCUUACGAUCUGUUAGAGGAUCAAUACAUCAAUGAAUCAUCAUUAACCAUCCUUAAUAAUAUUUUCAUAAUAUGAAAUAAGGUGAUUCUAUGUUGCCGUGGGUCUCUUAAGUAAUAUACCACAGAAGACACCAAAAUGUGGAAGGAACAUUAGUGACACACUCGGCAGCGCCUCAUUUCCCAAUCAUUUGCGUUACCACAUUUUGUCGUCAUCUAUGGUCUAUUACUAAAACAGACGCACGACAAAAAGAGAUCUAUUUGCUAAAUGUAUUGGAUGCUAUACCAGCAAAUUUCUAUACUUGGGUUUGCAGGAUAUUUUGGUUCACAACGUUAGCACAUUGCUUCAAACAGUACCCUUUUUCAGUAACGCCAGUAGUCAGUUCAUCGAGGAUAUCGUUGGCAAACUGCGAUUCGAGGUGUAUUUGACUGGUGAAUAUAUUUGUAAGAGUGGACGGAAAGGAGAUAAGAUGUACUUUAUUCAAAGGGGAAUUGUCGAUGUUCUGACAAAAGACGGUACUUUAGCCACCAGCCUUGGGGACGGUUCACACUUUGGGGGUAAGCUGGUAGCAUUUGGAAGUGAAGUGUCUCCUUACGGGACUGUUUGUUAUUUAUGAGAGGGGGGAGGGGUGGGGAUCGGAAGAAUUUGCAGUCGAUGUUUCUGUAGCCUUCCCUUUAAACUCCCUAAGGGACGACUGAUCAUCCCUCCCUUUUCUCCCCUGAGAGCCAUGUGAUCCCGACAGAAUCCUCCACCCCUCCCCUCACAGGCGAUAAAUAGGCUGAAGUCUUAAUUGCUCGUAAAGUAAAUAUUUGUAAAGUAACGCAAACUUAUCAAGUUAGUUGCUUCUAUAAAAAAAUUUGAUCGUGAUUACUAUCCAACCCAGAACUUUCACUCAACAUUUGUUUUCUUAUACUCUAUACCGUGGUAAUUUUUGAAAGUUAGAAACGGUGGCAGUGUUGAAAGGAAACCCUUUUACGCCGGAAGACACAAGCAUGUUCGGCAUACAAAAUAUUCGAACCUGGCGAUGACUGUGGGUAAUUACAAGUUGCCCUACCUGUUCCCUUCAAAACCAUUCAUGUAUGAAAACAGCAAGUCUAGGAGCUCGAAAGUCUGUUAAACAUUUAUCCAAAAGCUAAGGCAGGCAUGGCUGUAAACUCAUGCCACUCCAGUGGCAAAAGCUUCACACCUUGCUCCAUUCACGCUCUUCAUGUACCCUUGCCAGUAGCCUCGGUCCUCCGCCAUUCACCUAACUGGUUCGGUGGCAAAGUUUCAGAAAUCCUUGAUAUAAUGUGUAUUUCUUCGCCAGAAAUAUGCCUCUUAACGCGAGAAGCACGCAGAGUAGCCUGUGUCCGAGCUGCGACUACCUGUAAUCUGUACUCGUUGUCCUCCCUACAUUUUCAUGAGGUACUUCAGGAGUAUCCAGAUAUGAAGCUCAUGCUGGAGGAAGUCGCAAAAGAAAGACUCAGUCGCAUAGGGCUUGAGCCGACCCUAAAUGAGCCGCUGACAAUGGAGAAAGAAACAGAGAGGUUAGGUAGAAGUGAUAUGGAAAGCGAGCUGGUAGAAAUUAGGCCUGCUGGUUCUGGGUUGUAUGGGAAAUUUUGUAUCUGAGACAAAGACCCGCCACAUAACUCAGCUGCAAUAAAAGCAAACCAAGAAGGAGUUCAGUCAGAGCUAGACUUAGGUCUCUUUAAGGAAAAUGUCAUUUUUGCUUCCCAGGAUUAUUACCUUGUACCAUAACUUCACACGAAAGAACGACGCGAACUGAAGUGUUAGGGAAAGCUCAUUGUUUGUCGUCUGAGGGGAGGGUGGGGAGGGUCGGUAGUUGGCAGUUACAAUUUGUAUGAUCCCCCUACCGAGGUAGCUCUCUGUAAAUACCAAUUAAGUCUGUUAACGACGACUGAUUACCCCUACGUCCCCUCUGAAAAUCACGUGAUCCCUCAAAAUUCCUUCGAUCCCAACAGGCCACAAACAAGGACAGGUCCCUUCGUAAUGUAAAAAGGUUAAAAGUUGGUGACAAGUUGCAACAGUGAGGUUUUCAGUGAGUCUUAAGUCGUAAUAUUACACUCAAACUGUGAGUAUCUUUGAAAUGCAACACGGUCUUAUGUAAAAUUUAAAUUUAACACUUUUCGCAGGGCACUAUUCAAAGCAGAGGAAGACUCCCAAACGAAAGCUCUUAAGUUUCAUCCCAUCCAAAAAAAACCGUCUACUUCCAAGAAGACUACUCCUCUUCCGCAGUGCAAAAAGGCUGUCACGGAAAAGGAGGUUACCACGGCUUCAGAUGCACCACAGGUUACCAAUGUAGUAGCUGUUCGAAAGCGUGCCGCGUCUUUACCAGCUGCGCCAAUGGAUACCCCUCCUUCAGCUGGUUCAUGGGUUGCCUCUUCGUCUACCAACCAACAGCCUAAGGACACAUCUCCACCACGAACCGACAGCCCUUCGCCCAAGAACAAGGGGAAGAUUCCUCCAUUCCUAACAAAAGCGAUCUUUAACACUGUUGCACCGGGAUUGUCGCUUUUCGCGCAAACGCAGGAGCCUGGAUUGGACGUUGUUGUCGAGGAGUACAGUGACGAAGAAGACCCGGAUGUGAUCGCAAUCAUGGCAGACUUUUAA
Molecule: messenger RNA, 7644 nt
Organism: Pocillopora meandrina
Lineage: Eukaryota; Metazoa; Cnidaria; Anthozoa; Scleractinia; Pocilloporidae
Source: the annotation of a GenBank genome assembly